AUGCUUUUGCUCAAGUCGGAUACCGGGCUGGUGGCGUUUCGACAGGUCGAGCGGGUCCUUGCUAUCGUCCCGCCCUUUCCCUUGACGGAACAGGCAGCCAGCGAAGGCUGGAAUGCGGGCCCACUGCUAGAUAUGCUGACCACCGACUACACCGUGGGGGUGGUACUGUUGCGGCUGGGACGCUACCUGGUAGCCGUCUUUCGCGGGACUGAGCCCGUGGUUACCAAGACCGAUACCCGCUACGUAAAGGGGAAGCACCACGCCGGCGGCACCUCGCAACUCCGGUUCAAGCGCAUCCGCGAAGGGCAGAUGCGCAAGCUCUUCGACGAGGCAUGCGGAGUGGUGGGCAGCCGUUUUGAACCCCACGAUCGGGAGAUGGACUACAUCCUGCUGGGCGGCGAAAAGCUGACCCUUAGCGGCUUCAUGAAGGUCUGCCCCUAUUUGCAGCGGCGCCAGAAGCUUAUCCUGGACCGGCGGCUGAACAUCCGAGACCCCAAGCACGACACCCUGGAAACGGUGGCGGGAAUGUUGCGUCAAAGCAGGGUGUGGGCCGUCGGACAGUAA
Messenger RNA from Geodia barretti, 564 nucleotides. Lineage: Eukaryota; Metazoa; Porifera; Demospongiae; Tetractinellida; Geodiidae. The record is from the annotation of a GenBank genome assembly.